UGCCUAUUUUGAAAAUUUGACGUAGUUGACAAGUUGACAUUGACAGAUUAUCAAAUAUUGAUUUUUGAAGAUGUUUGAAGUCGCCAUUUUGUUGUAAUAUUUUUACAUAGCAAAAAGUAUAGAUUUAAAAGCUACCCACUAUCUGCGAAUUGUUAUUAAUAAUAAAUCCGUUAUUCAGCAAGUGCUGAAAGAUUACAUAAACACAACAUGGAGAUUCCACGAACACACGAAGAUAUCGAAGCUCAAAUUCGGGAUUUACAAAGCAAACGAAAAGAAAUCGUGGUCGAGGAUUCUAAAGGGGUGGGUUUGGGAGAAAGUGGAUAUUUCGAUAGUGAAAUUUACGAAGGAAGUGAUAAGAAAUAUGAAGGCUACGUAACAUCCAUUGCUGCAAAUGAUGAAGUCGAAGAAGAUGAAGAGGACGUUGGGUUUCCACAAAAACGUGCCGGAUUAGGAGGCCCAGUUGCUUUGCUUAACGAUAUUGCACAAAGUGAAAAAGAUUAUGAUCCCUUUGCUGACCGCAGAAGGCCUACUAUUGCCGACAGAGAAGAUGAAUAUCGACAGAAGAGAAGAAGGAUGCUAAUUUCACCAGAACGUGUGGAUCCAUUUGCAGAAGGUGGCAAAACACCAGAUGUAAAUGCCAGAGGCUACACACAGAUUAUGAAAGAAACUUUUCUAAAAAGUGAAGAAAAUGAGAUAAGAAAGAAAAUUUUGGAAAAAGCAAAAGAUGGCAGUUUGAAAGUGCAGAACGGUGAUUCAAAAGCCAAUCAAAAAAAGAGAGGCAGAUGGGAUCAAACAGUUGAAGAGUCUUUUGUACCGGCAAAGAAAAAGACAUUGUCAGUUGCAACAAAUAGUGCUACUGCAACUCCUGUUUGGGAAGGUGAUUGUCGAGAAACCCCAGCCCACGACAAAGCCUCUUCGAGAAGGAACCGUUGGGACGAAACUCCCAAAACCGAAAGAGACACUCCGGGUCAUUCGAGCGGUUGGGCCGAGACUCCUAGAACAGAUAGAACAGGCGCCGACCUUAUCCAGGAAACCCCAACUCCCGGAGCCUCGAAGCGUCGAUCGCGAUGGGACGAGACACCGUCCGCGGCCACGCCCUCGCAAGCCGCCAUGACCCCCGGCGCUAUGACGCCUCAGACGCCCCACGGUACCCCGGGCCACGCCACGCCAAUGUUAACUCCAGGGGGCUCCACGCCUGUUGGUACUAAAGCCAUGGCCAUGUCCACGCCGACUCCGGGACACUUGGCCUCGAUGACACCGGAGCAACUUCAAGCUUACCGUUGGGAGAGGGAAAUCGAUGAAAGGAAUCGUCCCUAUUCUGACGAGGAACUCGACGCUAUGUUCCCUCAAGGUUAUAAGGUUUUACCACCUCCUGCUGGAUAUAUUCCGAUACGUACACCCGCUAGGAAACUGACAGCGACACCGACGCCUCUUGCGGGUCAAACACCAGUUGGAUUUUUCAUACAGCAAGAAGAUAAAAGCGCAAAAUACCUCGAUAACCAACCGAAAGGUCAAAAUUUACCGUUCAUGAAACCGGAAGACGCUCAGUACUUUGACAAGCUCCUGGUUGACGUAGACGAAGAGGCUUUGAGUCCAGAAGAACAGAAAGAACGAAAAAUUAUGAAGCUAUUGUUGAAAAUCAAGAACGGCACGCCUCCGAUGCGGAAAGCCGCGUUGAGGCAGAUAACAGACAAAGCUAGAGAGUUUGGCGCUGGGCCUCUGUUCAAUCAAAUCCUCCCGUUGCUUAUGAGUCCCACCCUGGAAGACCAGGAACGCCAUCUGUUGGUGAAAGUAAUCGACCGGAUUCUUUACAAGCUGGACGACCUGGUGCGCCCGUAUGUACACAAAAUUCUUGUUGUUAUCGAGCCGCUGCUUAUCGACGAAGAUUACUAUGCCCGUGUUGAAGGCCGAGAAAUCAUUUCGAAUUUGGCCAAGGCCGCUGGGUUGGCGACGAUGAUAUCUACGAUGAGACCUGAUAUCGAUAAUAUCGAUGAGUACGUAAGAAACACCACUGCUAGAGCGUUUGCGGUAGUCGCCUCGGCUUUAGGUAUCCCAUCUCUAUUACCUUUCUUGAAAGCUGUCUGUCGUUCAAAGAAGUCUUGGCAGGCGCGACACACCGGUAUUAAAAUUGUUCAACAAAUCGCUAUUUUAAUGGGUUGCGCCAUUUUGCCCCAUCUAAGAUCUUUAGUUGAAAUCAUCGAGCACGGUUUAGUUGACGAGCAGCAAAAAGUAAGGACAAUCACAGCUCUGGGUAUUGCUGCCUUGGCCGAAGCCGCUACACCUUACGGUAUCGAGAACUUUGAUUCCGUCUUGAAACCGCUAUGGAAAGGUAUUAGAACUCAUCGUGGUAAAGGUUUGGCCGCUUUCUUGAAAGCUAUCGGUUAUUUGAUCCCUCUUAUGGACGCCGAAUACGCCAACUACUAUACCAGAGAAGUAAUGUUGAUUUUAAUUAGAGAGUUUCAGUCUCCCGACGAAGAAAUGAAGAAGAUUGUAUUAAAAGUUGUGAAACAGUGUUGCUCCACCGACGGUGUGGAAGCACAGUACAUUAAAGAAGAGAUUUUGCCACAGUUCUUCAAGCAUUUUUGGAACCACCGUAUGGCUUUGGACAGAAGAAAUUAUAGGCAAUUGGUCGAUACCACGGUAGAGAUUGCUAACAAAGUCGGGGCAUCAGAGAUAAUCAAUAGAAUUGUAGAUGACUUGAAAGAUGAAAACGAAGCUUACAGAAAAAUGGUUAUGGAGAGUAUUGAAAAAAUUAUGGGAAAUUUAGGCGCUGCCGACAUCGAUUCGCGACUGGAGGAACAACUUAUAGAUGGUAUUUUAUAUGCUUUCCAAGAACAGACAACAGAAGAUGUAGUAAUGCUUAACGGUUUCGGUACUAUAGUAAAUCAGUUGGGGAAAAGAGUCAAACCAUACUUACCUCAAAUCUGUGGUACCAUUUUGUGGAGAUUAAAUAACAAAUCGGCCAAAGUGCGCCAACAAGCAGCCGACUUAAUUUCUAGGAUAGCAGUCGUGAUGAAGACUUGUCAAGAGGAAAAACUUAUGGGACAUUUAGGUGUAGUACUUUAUGAAUAUUUGGGAGAAGAAUAUCCUGAGGUACUGGGAUCAAUUCUUGGUGCAUUAAAAGCUAUCGUGAAUGUUAUAGGAAUGACAAAGAUGACACCGCCAAUAAAAGAUUUACUUCCCCGAUUGACGCCAAUUUUGAAAAAUCGACACGAAAAGGUGCAAGAAAACUGCAUAGAUUUGGUGGGCCGUAUCGCCGAUAGGGGUCCCGAAUACGUAUCCGCAAGGGAAUGGAUGAGAAUUUGCUUCGAACUGUUAGAACUGCUCAAGGCGCAUAAAAAGGCUAUUCGGCGAGCCACCGUCAACACAUUCGGUUACAUAGCCAAAGCGAUAGGUCCUCAUGACGUGCUGGCCACUCUGUUGAACAAUUUGAAAGUACAGGAACGUCAAAAUCGGGUUUGUACUACUGUGGCCAUAGCCAUCGUCGCGGAAACCUGCUCGCCCUUUACAGUAUUACCGGCUUUGAUGAACGAAUACAGAGUUCCGGAAUUGAACGUACAAAAUGGAGUGUUGAAGUCGCUUUCCUUCUUAUUCGAGUAUAUCGGAGAAAUGGGUAAAGAUUACAUAUACGCUGUUGUUCCUCUGUUAGAAGAUGCAUUGAUGGACAGAGAUUUAGUUCACAGACAGACCGCUUGUGCGGCUAUCAAACACAUGGCUCUCGGUGUGUAUGGAUUCGGAUGCGAGGAUGCCCUUGUGCACCUACUAAAUUACGUGUGGCCAAAUAUAUUUGAAACAUCUCCGCAUCUCGUCCAAGCCUUUAUGGACGCGAUAGAAGGGAUGAGAGUUGCCCUUGGACCCAUUAAAAUAUUGCAGUACACUUUACAGGUAUUUCUUUAUGUUUUGACAUCGAAAAAGGAUGUGUAUUGGAAAAUUUACAAUUCCUUAUAUAUUGGAGGACAGGAUGCUUUGGUAGCCGGAUAUCCUCGAAUUGCUAAUGAUCCGAAGAAUCAAUAUAUUAGAUACGAACUAGAUUAUGUGUUGUAAAUGUUUUGUUAAUAUUGAAAAUUAUAACGUGUUUUAUUAUUUAAUUUGUUUGAAGAUAGUACCAAUGUAUUUUAAACUUUUUAAUUUCAUCAGUAGAAUAAAAUCGUCGCUAAGG
Molecule: messenger RNA, 4159 nt
Organism: Sitophilus oryzae (rice weevil)
Lineage: Eukaryota; Metazoa; Arthropoda; Insecta; Coleoptera; Curculionidae
Gene: Sf3b1
Product: splicing factor 3B subunit 1
Exons: 13
Coding region: 208-4044 (1278 amino acids)
Biological process (GO): spliceosomal complex assembly
Cellular component (GO): catalytic step 2 spliceosome; U12-type spliceosomal complex; U2-type prespliceosome
Molecular function (GO): mRNA binding
Source: RefSeq, a predicted model, not a curated record